Dicentrarchus labrax (European seabass) is the source of this 3408-nucleotide messenger RNA. RefSeq names its product ataxin 10 (gene atxn10). The record is from RefSeq and is a predicted model, not a curated record. Bases 11 to 1486 code for a protein of 491 amino acids. The transcript is spliced from 11 exons. Lineage: Eukaryota; Metazoa; Chordata; Actinopteri; Moronidae. Gene Ontology annotation, cellular component: cytosol. Gene Ontology annotation, biological process: neuron projection development.
GCCCACCCGCAUGAAUCAGGAAAACAUGGCAGCUUCCACCAACGGCAAUUUGGACAUCUCAGCGUCUGUCGCUGGCAUUUUGAAUGAAAAACCCUGCACUGAACACCUGCAGGUCUUAAAAACAAUCACGACUGCCUUACGGGACAAGGAAUACAGAGAUGCUGUGGAGGAAGAGGCCUUCUCCAGUCUCCUAAAAGUCUUGUCCCGACUGUGGGAUGAGCUGCAGGCUGCCAGCAGUGAGGAUCCGGACCUGCUGUCUGUCACCCUGCAGCUGCAGCUGACGGCUGAGUGCUUCAGGGCUCAGAGGAACGCCUGUGUCCAGAGCACUCGCAACCAGACUCUGCUCAGGGAGCUCGGUUUCACUGAUGUAUCCCUUAAACUGUUGAGCCUCCUUCAGACCACAACUUUGGAGAGCAGAGAUGACAUAUUUGAACCUCUUCGUUGUGGGAUCCAGUUCCUCGGUAACUUAGCAGUUGGAAACCAACUGUGUAAAGAUGACAUUUGGCAGCUGAGCUUCCCCAAUAUCUUGCUGCAGCUGCUCAGUGUUGAUGAUGAGAAGGCGGUAAACUAUGCCUCUAUGGUACUCCACACAUGUCUGGAUGAAGCUAAGGUGGAGGAACUGUCUGAGCCGCAGAAUAUCCAGCUGGCUCUCAGGGUGAUGGAGCUCUGUAGGACCCAACCUGACCUGGACUGGACGGUUCUCAUUGCUACCCAGCAUUUCCUCAAGUCUUCUGCUCUGGUGGAGAGCAUGUACUCUGGGAUGUCUCACCAUGAAAAAGUUACUCUAUUAGAGCUGCUCUUUGCUCAGCUAAGAGAGGAGGACUCAGAGGAGUGUGGCGUCCCUCCCAGUGUGGCUCGCUUCCUUGCUAGUUCCUUCCAGAAAGGUUGUGGAGCUGUGCUGACGCUCGCCACUGGCUCCGCUUCCAGUGAUGAGGUCCUGCAGGAGGCACUGACAGUGAUUAGUUUGCUGGACGUGCUGUGUGAGAUGACCUCAGACCUCAGGCAGUUUAUGUUCCUACAGGACCAUCCUGACCUUCUCAUGACCACUGUUGAGCUCCUGCAGCAGGUACAUGCUAUAGGGAAGGCCAGUAAGAAUAUUUUCAGUGCUGCACAAAACUUCUCCUCCUUCAGUGGAGAUGGAGACUUUUCGUCCCAUUCCCCUGUCAUCAGCUUCAAGGCCCACCUCAUCAGGCUGAUAGGCAACCUGUGUCACAGCAAUACCAACAACCAAAACAAGGUGAGAGAACUGGAAGGCAUCCCUCUCAUCUUGGACAACUGCAACAUAGACAGCAACAACCCUUUUAUCAGCCAGUGGGCCAUCUUUGCAAUCAGGAACCUCCUAGAACACAACCCCCAGAACCAGGAGUUGGUCGCCACCCUGGAACGCCGUGGCACCGCUGACUACUCUGCGCUCAGGGAGUUGGGUUUCCUGGUGGAGGAGCGAGACGGAAGCUUGCUGCUCAAGCCUGUGAGGAAAGACUCUUGAAAACCUUAAGAGGAGCAGCCAGGAGAGAGGAGGCCCCACAAGCAGGUUUUCAUGUGAAAUAUUUAUUAAGAAAGGAAAAAAAGUACAUGUGCACACGUAUACGCUUGUGUGAACAUGUACUCCUGUUGUGCAACAAGCCUCAUUAAUGUUACCUAAUACUUAAGCUUCAUCUGCGGGUGAAUGACCUGUCCACUAACAACAAUUUUUUUUGCCUGUCCAGAAUAAUUGACAGCCAAACCGCUGAUAGAUUAAGUAGAAAGGCGCUUUUCAAUUAGAUAUUUCUAUCCAAGAAGUAUGUAUAACUUACUUUUCUACCUCAGUAAUGCUUGCACUCAUGCCCAGAUGGGAUUUAAGGUAUUCUCAAUACACAAUAGGCCCACGGGGGUCCCCCUGGUAUAUAAGCAGGAGCUCUUGUUUUGUCUUGACCAGAGUCUGGGAAAUGAAGAGUUUGGGAGAGGCGAGCACAUGCUGGUACCUUUUUGGCAAGGCUGAUUCUUUGUGGUUUAAUCCAAAGACAAAGAGCACCACAGUGUCUGGGCUUUUCACUUUUCACAGACACUGAUGUUCCCAGCAGGGGUUGGGGUUUAAUCCCAGGCCCAUAGUGACUUCUGCAGUAACCGCGAAACAGAGAAUGACCAAAACAUGAUGUAAUCAACCCCCCCACCACCACCUUACCUACUUAAAUGGUGGUGUAUUUGCCAGAGGGACAAAGACUUGUGUUUUCCCUCAUUCAAACGCUUAAAAUAACUGCUUAUCUGAACAGGCAUAAUAUUAUUGAUAUAGUCUAAGGACAUUUCAGUGCAAAAUGCAAUACUAAAACGAAUAACUUGAGCUAUGCAUGUUUUGUAAUUUAAAAACAAUGCUCAGUAUACAGUAUGAGCUUGUUACUGUAUCUCUGCUGGCUUUUGCAAUGCUUCUUGUAUUAUGGUUAUAACUAAUGAGUUUUAUACUCAGCAUAGUCUAGUGAAUUUCUUAUAUCUUUUUCUCCAUCGUCUAAUUCUUAUUCUUCUAUUUCUAUCAUCUUCAUACUAUAGAUAAAUAAGGUGUGAGGGCUAAGCAUGCAUCAUAGAUCAUUAACAUCAACAAAACUCACAACAUUUAGUCCAUGUUUUACACCUUAGACCGCCUCUCUUCGCUCUCAGUAAGCUGUAUUUGAGUUUUACCAGACUGCAGAGACUUUCUUAGAGUUUUAGAAAAUACCGUGCUUUCUGUUUAGCUGUAGCUUUGUGUUUUGCGUGUGUGAGAUAGUGAGUCUGGAUCAAUAGAUGAUACUGAAUGUGUACACAUCCAAAAGAGUAAGUGAGCGAGUGAAUGAAUGAGUGAGUGAAUCAGACCAGAAGCAUUAGUUUGCAGAAUGACAUCCCUCCCUGCUCCUCCUGUUGCUGGAUAAGCUGAACGGUCCUGACACCUCAACAAUGCAGCGCUUUACAGGCGUGCCCACACCCUGCUCCACCCUGUUUGCUCUGCUUCAGAUUUUUAAUGACAAAAUGUAUUGAAACAAUCGGCUGGACUCUCCCCUCAAUCCACCGGCAUAGUAAAGGGAGCUUAUGCUGUUCCGGUCCCCAGGAUUUCAGACAGCUAACAAAACAGCUGUUACUUGCGCUCGACUGGCUGGCUGCAAUGCUUUUCAGCCCCACAGGAAAGAGGCUGUGCGAGUCAGCCGGGCUGAAUGAGGUGGCAUGGCCACGGCCGACUGUUCACCUCCUAACACAUUAGUACCACAUCAGUCGAGGCCAGGAGUUCUUGUGUUUCCCAUAUCAGCGUUUUACACCACAGGCCUCUACUAUAUUGUAUUAGUGCCUUCUGGUUUGAUAUUGGCCUUCAGCAAAAAACACGUUGUCAGGGUGUAAAGUAUAUGCUUCAUGUUUGGGUCAAACAAUAUGUUUCUAUAAUGUCUAAUAAAGUAUUGUGUGUGACAAACA